Racocetra fulgida is the source of this 616-nucleotide messenger RNA. Lineage: Eukaryota; Fungi; Glomeromycota; Glomeromycetes; Diversisporales; Gigasporaceae. The record is from the annotation of a GenBank genome assembly.
AUGAGAACAAAAAAAAAGUAUGAAGAAGAAGAAGCAUAUUUUCAAAAUGAGUUCGUUAAGAAACGAAAAACAAAUAACAAAAUUAGUAUUAAUGAUGUAAAGUUGGCAAUAAAAUCUAUUACGCCUAACCAAGUUCAAACAUCAUCUCUUAUAUCUACAAAAAAAAGAAAAAGAUAUAAUCAAUUUUGGUCUACAAAAAGUCAAAGCAAUACUAAAAAUAUAAACUAUGCCAAGUCAGAUAAUCAUAAGAAUAAGGUCAAAUUGGAUAAUAUCAAUAACGAUGAUCACUUUGAGAAUAACGAAUAUAUCGAUCACUUUGAGGAUAACGAAUAUGAUCAUUUUGAGAAUAAUUAUGAUGAAUUAUUAACAGCACUUCAAUUACUUACUCCACAUUCUACUGUUAGAAGUUUGGCAAUGAAUGAUAAUUUUGAAGCUGCUGAAUUGCAUCAAUUUUUAAUAAUGCGUAACUUAGAGUGUGAAUUAAAUAUUGGUACUGAGGAUUUUCCUGGUGAAAUGAUGAAACCAAAGAAAAUACAAGUAGCUUUGCCUGAUGAUAUUUACAAUUUAUUAAUCGAUUAUUAUAAUAAUUGGUAUAAAUCAAAUUUUGUUUCUAUUG